This is a messenger RNA of Ruditapes philippinarum (Manila clam), 4375 nucleotides long. RefSeq lists its product as uncharacterized. The coding region runs from base 105 to 998 and encodes 297 amino acids. The transcript has 10 exons. The record is from RefSeq and is a predicted model, not a curated record. Lineage: Eukaryota; Metazoa; Mollusca; Bivalvia; Venerida; Veneridae.
CUUCAAUACCAACAGGAUUUAACUAUGAAAAAAUAGAUGGUAUACACUCAUUGUCUUGGGUAAGCGGUUUUAAUGGUGGAAACCGUCAAACUUUCAUUAUUCAGAUGUCACUUUCUGACCAAGACAGCUGGCAAAAUAGGACAUCAAUUACUGAAGAGUUGGGUGUGAAGAAUUUUAUAGUUUAUUCUGUUAAUAUGUCUGAUUUAACGCCAGGAACAUACAAAGCAAGAAUAUAUGCAUGGAAUAAGAAUGGAUAUUCGGACUAUGUCAUCUUAAAUGGAACAAUUACAAUUACAAAACAAGAACCAGGAGAGGCACCAUUUCCAGUUGGUAUUGUUGCAGGAGUUGUGUCAUCUGUUGUUGCUCUUGGUAUUGCUGCUGCAAUUGGAUUUUUUGUUUUAAGAAGAUUAAGAACAAAAGAUGAAAGCCGGUCAAAGUUAAACAGUCGGUCUGGUACAGGUGAUGAAGACUCUGAUGAUGAAGAUGAAGUUAAUACUGUCAAUCCAAUGUAUGUUUCUGCUGAUGAGGUAAAAUCCGGAACCUCAGCUAACAAUGAAAAAAAAAAAGAUGAUGUGUAUGCUAUGGUUGAUAAAAAACCAAAGAAGGCAAAUGUUGGUUUGGAUAAUUUGUAUGCUAUGCCAGAGAAAAAAGACAAGAAGAACCAGAAGAAGGGAGAUGUAAAGAAGAGGAAGAAAGAUAAACCGAAGAAGGAAACAGGAGGAGAUGUUUAUGAAAAUGCACCAGUAAAUGCCAUAGGAUCAGGAAAGAAAACUGCUUAUGAAGAAAACCCAUAUGAAAAUCCUGAGAUAUCUGAUACAAGAAAGGCUCCACUGAGGAACAAGGAUGGAUUGAUAUAUGCUGACUUGGCAUUUAAUGACCAGCCAAAGGGACAGAAAAAGCUUGUUAUUCAUGGCUUAGAUGACAUGACAGAAUAUGUUGAAGUGGAUUUUACUAAAAGAGCAGACCCUUUGCCUGAUAGUGAUGAGGAAAAUAAAUAAUAAUACGGAGCUUUUAUGUUUGAAUGGUGAAGAUUUAACUUUGUAUAAACAAUGUCUUCAUUUUUUUCUGUAUCAUUGCCUCUCUACAAAUUUUUGUCGGUAUAUUUAUGCAUGUUUUCUUUUGCAAAGAUACUUUUAAUAAUGAUUGCAAAAUAGAUUCGAUUUAAAAGUGGCAUAUGCACUUAUAUUAAUAAUAAGGAUGCUUUAAAGCUGUAUGCUUCCCACUACAAGCUUUUUUUAUUCAUUCAUAUAUUGUUUUUUUAGUAAAAGUUUUUAUGUUAAAGCAGCACGCCUCCAGAUUAAUGCUUAUUUUCAUACAAAUUUUGAAUAUGAAAUUAAAUUUAUAUUAUUUAUAGUAACCAAAAGGAAUAAUUUACACAUUAUCAUUGUCAUUUACAACUCCAUUUCUUACACAAAAAUGUCAAGUAUGCAAAAAAUGCCCAUACUGCAUUAGUAACGCAGUAGAAAUAUAGUUACGCAUAAUGAUAAAUUCACUAUAUAUCGCUCAUAACGUAAUUAUAACUUGAAUCUUGAAUCUUUCUACUUUGCAUAAAAUCUUAGUACGUUUGUCACAAGUUUGGUAAAUGGAAAUAUUUUUGCUCAUCUGGAGGCAUGCUUCUUUAAAUUAAGUGAUUAAGUUAGUCAUUUACAUUCCACAGAUUUUUCUUAAAAUUUUCAAAAUAUGAUAAAAUAUUUUUUUGGUACAUGUAUUAACAAGGUUUUUUCCCCUCACAUUGAUAGAUUGGAGGGUAUAUUGUUUUUGUUUGUCAAAAAAGUAACUUCGAAUGAAACAACUCAGAUGCAUGCACCUUUAUGAGCUCUUCUGACUGGCCAACAUAGAAGUCACAAGUCCAAAGUUCAAGGCUACCAUGACUCCAAAAAGACAGUACUAAUACUUGAUAAUAAAGUAAAUGUGCUUCUAUCCACAGCAUUGUUACUAAAAUUGUGUAUGCACUGUCAUGAGCUAUGCUGACCAGACCAAUUUAAAGGUUGCGGUCUUCUUGACCUCCAAAAAAUAAAUAUUUACUGAGGCCAUAAAACAAGCCUUUCCAUCCAUAGCCUUCAAACACAGACUUAUGACCUUGAUCUGCAUUACCGGAAAGACCAACUCAGAAAAUAAUUGGUCAGGGUCAUGUGGUCUCAAAUAGCCAAUUUUUACUUUGGCAAUAAAAUAAAAUAUGCAUGCUUCCAAUGAAUUCCAACCUCACAUGUUUAUGCAUCUUCAUGUGCUAUAUCCAUUGGACCAACUAAGAGAUCAAAGGUGUAGGUCACCAUAACCCAUUACAGCAAAUAUUAAAUUUGCAAAUUAAAGUUCUUUCUUACUACAAGUGUAUGAAUUUCCUUUUUUUAAUUAUUAAAAUUAAUUAUGUUUCCCAAGAAAAUUGUAUAAGGCAUAUUAUGUCUCAAAAUGCUAUAAUUAUUUUUGUCUCAGAAACUCUCAAUUAUUGGUAUUUUGUUACAGUUUCCAAAAAAAACAACAACAAAAAAAACAACUCAUUUGUCACAUAAUUGAACUAUCAUUGCCUUUUUUGCUCUGUUGACGAUUUGUAUAGUUAUAGUAAAGUACUUUUGAUUUUUUUUAUUUAAGUCAAAAUACUACUUUGUUUCCUUUUUGCUACCUUUACGACACAUAACUACACAUUCAGCACUCGUGUCUUUAGCUGUUAAAUAUCUUAAAUGCUGUAAAUGAACUAUUAUUAACAUUAAGAUUAUUUUAUAUGUUUGACAUUUCUAAAGACUUUGAUUAACAUAUAGUUUCAAGGCAUAAAAUACCUUUAAGUAUUACACAUAACAGAACUUUGAAUCAUUGAAUAUAUUAUUUUUUUGAUGUACAUAUUAAGUUGUUUUUUCAACAGUUUAUCUUUGUUUUAAUCUGUCAAAGGAAGUAAAAUUCCAUAUAUUUUAGCUAAAAUGCUAGUCCUACAAUAAUAGUUUAAAUGACAAAGGAAUUAUAUUUUAUUGUUUUGUAACACCUGAGGUUUGCAAAAAUCAUCUUUUCUGUUUCGAUAUCAUGUAACCUAAACUGUGAUAGUGCAAUGAAAAACCAAACAAAAAUGAUUUAUCUUUAUAUAGUUUAUUUUUUAUAUGCUAUAAUCAGAGAAUGUUUACUUUGAUAAUUUAGCUUUACCCUGCUUGAAACAAAAGCAUUUGCCACAAGUAUAGGCCUGUAGUCUGACACAGCUGUAUAUACUAUUGGCUUCUUGAUAUCCCCAAAUUUAUAUUGAACUGUUUCCAAAUAAGGAAAUUUGACAAGUGCAUUUUCAUAAUUCAGCAGGUUAAAGCUAAUUUUUGUGCCAUUUUUAACUCACCUGUCACAAAGUUACAAGGUGAGCUUUUGUGAUCAUAAUUCGUCCAGAAUCUGUCCGUUGUCCGUCUGUAAACAUUUAACUUUAAAACAACAUCUCCUCAUAAACCACUAAGCCAAUUUCAUCUAAACUUCGCAGGAAUGUUCCUUUGAUGAUAACCUUUAAAAAUUGUUCGAAGAAUUUAAUUCUAUGCAGAACUCAACCAUGGAAACCGGAAGAAAAAACUAAAAAUUAUUCCUUUAAAAAACCCAUAGAGCCUGAGCUUAGAUUUUUGGCAUGAAACAUUUUCUAGUGAGUAUCUACCACGUUUGUUUAAAUAAAAGCCCUUGGGUCAAAAAUGGCCCCGCCCCGGGGGUCAUUGAUUCUCCUUAUAUGUUUAUAAUAAAAAUUUAAAUAGUAAGCAUGAAACAUCUUGUAAUGGGUGUUUACCAAGUUUGUUAAAAUAAAAGCCCUAGGGUCAUAAUUGGCCCUGCCCUUUGUGUCAUUGAUUUUUCGUAUAUGUAUGUAUAUUAAACAUGAAACAUCUUAAAAUGGGUGUCUACCAAGUUUGUUCAAAUAAAAUGCCACCCUGCCCGUGGUGUCAUUGAUUUUCCUUAUAUGUAUAUGGUAAAAACUUAAAAAAUCUUCUCUUAAAAAACCUAAAGAGCUAGAGCUUAGAUAUUAAGCAUUAAACUUGUUCUAGUCAGCAAGUUGUUGCUACUUCGCUUUUAGCGAACUUCGGUUAUAACGAACGAUAUUUUAAUGUCCCAUUGAGUUCGUUAUAACCGGAGUCGACUAUAUUUUCAAAUGAGUGUCUAUCAAGUUUGUUUAAAUAAAAGUCCGUAGGUCAAAAUUUGACCUCCCCGGGGGAAAUUGAUUUUUGCUUAUAUGUACACAUCUUUUGAAAUUGUUGUUUUCCCUAAGCAAUAGCAACCAGUAUUGUUUUUACACAUGUUCUAUUACAGAUACUAAUUUGAACUUUGUAUAUGAACUUUGUGUGUUUAAGAUUAAGAUUUUACAUCUGCUUUUGUUUAUAGUUUAAAUAUCACGGGGGAGAAUCACGCCGUUCGUUACCCAAACAAACAAGAUGGC